UUGGACUUAACAGUUGACGCUCAACUAGUGACACCUGGCGGUUUAGUUUCAUUCGAUUUUUGUGAUUUUUGUUUAAAUGCCCGGAAAGUCAUCAGAAUUUUUCAUAAAUUGAUUGAAUUUUUGUGUUAUUUAAAUUGGGAAUACUAUGGAAAAUAUUGUCGAGAAGAAUUUACUAAUUUUAAUACUCGAUGUGAGUCCAGUGCAGAGAAUCGUUAAACAAGUUAUCACACAAUGCCUAGAUUCAGCGAUUGUCUUUGCGAAUGCACAUCUCAUGAAAACACCCAACAAUCUUCUUGCCGUAAUGGCAUGUCAUGGAAAUGGAGCACAGUUCCUCUAUCCAGAUGAAAAACGAUCGGAGGUGAGACAAAUUGAUGGGCAGUAUGAGCUAUUUACAUUGGUCGAACGAACAAUACGGCAACGAUUGCAGCAAAUGAUAAACGAUAUGCCUUCGGAUGGACUUUCGAAUUUCGAGAGUUUAAUCUCUGGUGCUCUAUCCAUGUCACUUUGUUAUAUCUCGAGAUUGGAGAGAGAAAAAGUUGCCGGCGAGAAACUUAAUUCACGAGUUCUUGUAAUUACCGCCAGUCAUGAUUCAGCGGGACAAUAUAUGAAUUAUAUGAACAUCUUUUUUACGGCACAAAAAAUGGGGGUGAUAUUAGAUGUUUGCAGUUUGGAUCAUGAAUUAACUUUGCUGCAACAGGGUUGCGAUUUAACAGGUGGAAAUUAUUUGAAAAUUCCUCAAUUACCGGGUUUGCUGCAGUAUUUAUUGUGGGUGUUUCUUCCUGAUCCUGAUGUUCGGUCGAAACUUGUUCUACCACCUCCUGUCAAAGUUGACUAUCGAGCAGCUUGCUUUUGCCACCAAGAACUUGUCGAUAUUGGUUACGUUUGCUCCGUAUGUCUUUCAAUUUUCUGCAAAUUCAGUCCAAUCUGCACCACUUGUCAUACGGUGUUUAAAAUGCCUGGACCGAUCCCAAUGAAAAUGAAAAAGAAGAAGAAAAACUUGGAUAUUAUUUAAUGGCAUUAUUGUAGAUAUUUUUUUAAAAAUAAUUUAUUGCAAUAGCUUAUAAUGUAAAUACCGUUUUUUACAAGUAUAAAUACAUAUAAUUCAGUAUAUAUAUAUAUAUAUAUA
This is a messenger RNA of Leptopilina heterotoma, 1126 nucleotides long. RefSeq names its product general transcription factor IIH subunit 3 (gene Tfb4). The record is from RefSeq and is a predicted model, not a curated record. Gene Ontology annotation, cellular component: transcription factor TFIIH holo complex; transcription factor TFIIH core complex. The transcript has 6 exons. Bases 146 to 1012 code for a protein of 288 amino acids. Lineage: Eukaryota; Metazoa; Arthropoda; Insecta; Hymenoptera; Figitidae. Gene Ontology annotation, biological process: nucleotide-excision repair; regulation of DNA-templated transcription.